Boleophthalmus pectinirostris (great blue-spotted mudskipper) is the source of this 2178-nucleotide messenger RNA. RefSeq names its product XIAP associated factor 1 (gene xaf1). The transcript has 8 exons. NCBI's taxonomy places the organism in Eukaryota, Metazoa, Chordata, Actinopteri, Gobiiformes, Gobiidae. Gene Ontology annotation, molecular function: zinc ion binding. The record is from RefSeq and is a predicted model, not a curated record. Bases 97 to 945 code for a protein of 282 amino acids.
UCCAAAACUGGAAAACAACCAAGUGUCCAAGUCCACAGUGCACGUCGGUAUCUUAAGACUUAUUUUAAGUGUUUAAAUCGCCAGAACCUUAACUCCAUGGGGGACGAAGAGGCGACGCGCGUCUGUGGCCGCUGUAAAAAGGAGGUGGCAGAGGCUAACUUUGCCCUGCACGAGUCUCACUGCAGCCGGUUCCUGGUCGUGUGUCCAGACUGUGAGGAGAAUGUUCCACGGUCUGAGCUCCAGCAGCACAAGCAGGAGCAGCACGCACAGGUGAGAUGCACCAAAUGCAAAAAGAAGAUGGAACGGCGCCUCCUUCCUGAACAUCAGGAGGAGGAGUGCCCUGAGCGGGUGGAGCCUUGUACCUUCUGUGAGCUGGAGAUGCCCUGGGCUCAGCUGCAGGAGCACACUGUGGCCUGCGGGAGUCGCACUGAGCUCUGUCCGGACUGCAAGCGCUACGUCAAACUGUCAGACAAAGAAGAGCACAACAGAGCGUGCUCAGAUCAGGACCUGUACAAUGGGCCCCACAGCCCACCCAAAGGAGCCCAGGGGCCAGCCAAAACUACUACAACUACUACAGCACCAAAACUAGACGUGCUGUGUAAAGUCUGCAAGCUGACUUUUCCUGCUGAAGAGAUCAAAAGACAUGAGAUGAGGUGCACUGCUGACUCCAAGCAGAGUUUUGAGGACUCCAGUUCCGAUUCUGAUUCCAAUUCGGAUAGAGAUGCAGGCGCACAUCGCAACCUUCAGCAGAUGAACUUCCUGAUGAGUAAAACAAGGAGAGGCCCUUCCUCCUGGAGAUAUGACGAAGAGGAGGUAGAAGAAGAUCCCAAUGAGCACUCCACCUGCCCACACUGUCAGCUGGUACUGCCCAGGGCCACUCUGCGCUGGCAUAUGGACAAGUGUAAAUUGCACUUACACCUCAAACUCAGAAAGGGCGAUGUCUAAAAUAAAAUGUGUUUUUGUGUUUUCUGUACAUUUUAGGAAGCCGUGUGAUCAAUAAGAAUUUUAUUUUCAUUUGAAGUAAUAAUAGGAUUUUCUGUGUAGCAUGGGCGGAUUGUACACAAGUCAAAUGCUUUCAUGUUACUAUAUGUUUGUUUGUAUAUUUUUGUCCAGUCACAGGGAGGACAUAACUUUUUUAAUGAUACUAAAUGACAUAAUUUUGAUGCCCAAGAUAAUAAAAACGUUAAUAUCACAAUUAGGGAUGUAACAAUAAUCGAAAUAUCGUGAUAUCAUAUCGGCAAGUCUCUCAGUAAUAUCGUGGACCAUCACAACAUAUCGAAUCUCAAGCCUGUUUGCUUAAAUUCAUUGUUAUGGUGCAGCAAUAACUAAAAGAAACAGAGGGAACUACAUAGACCAUGAUCCUUUGCUCUGUUACAGUCCAGUUUACACAAUGAAAUAGCUGUUAUGAGGCUUGUCAAGGCAUUUUUGAAGGAAAAACUAGUAUAUUCACAAUUCGGUUAUCGCAAUAAAUACUGUACUAUGAAAUGCAUAUCGUGAAAAUAUCGUACAGAGAAAUUUGGAUAUUGUUACAUCCUUAUUCACAGUGUAUACCGUACAUACCAUACAAACCAUAGAACACGCCUUAGAAACAACAGAUUGUAAUUUUCAACGUAAAAUAUUUGUAGUUUCUUAAAUACUAGUUCCAGGAAAUGUCAUUCUAUUGGACAUGUUUCUCUUCAGUUUAAAUGCAUUGUUGAAAUUAAUAGUUUUCGAUACUCAUUCUGGUAUCGAGUUUUGGCUUUUUUUUUUUUUUUUUUUUUGACAGCCCUAUAACUGUCUAGCAUUAUAAUUAAAAAUGAUGAUAGUUUAAAGGUGCAUUGUGUAAAUUUUCUGGUGACACCAAACCAGAUCAAGUUACAGUUCAGAUCUGUGGAGAGGCAACCCCGCUCACAGACAAAAUACCAGUUUUUUUGAGCUAUAAAACCACCUGUAAUUGAAUAAAUGUAAGGUAGAGCUGCUUAAUGUCAUACUGUGGAACAUUCCAAGCAGAGAAAUGACAUAUCCAUAGAAACAAGCAGAAAAGUUACACAAUGCAUCUUUAAAGGAUAAUUUAUUUUGACAUAAAGACUGUUUUUAUGAACGAGCUGUAUUACCAGGGGUUUGAAAUUAAGAUUUUUGCAUCUGGUUCUCUGUUAAUAUAUGGUGAAAGCAAGUGGAAAUAAAUCAACAAAAACACAA